Neohortaea acidophila is the source of this 2151-nucleotide messenger RNA. RefSeq lists its product as uncharacterized. The record is from RefSeq and is a predicted model, not a curated record. Bases 351 to 1967 code for a protein of 538 amino acids. Lineage: Eukaryota; Fungi; Ascomycota; Dothideomycetes; Mycosphaerellales; Teratosphaeriaceae. The transcript is spliced from 2 exons.
CGGCGCCCAGCCCAGCCCGGCUCCUUCAAAGCACGCGCCUCCUUUUUAUUUUUCUAUUUUCACACACGCGCGCCGAAAGCAAUCCAACCCAUCCUGCCUAGGGCGCGUUUGAAACGUCUGCUUCUCGCCUAGUGCGUCGGACUGCCCCCGUACAGACUCGCGGGAGAGGGUGGGUGUGGCUGUUGCUGUCCACGUCGUCAAAGGCUGGCCGUUUUUUAUAGCAUUUCCCAUACCGUUGGUGGCCUGGCUCGUGUUUCUCUUAUCUGUCUGCCUUUCGUCGUUCCUUUCAUUUCUACACUGUUCAUUGAACCUUUUAUGAUUGUUGCUGGAUCUUCGACACGUCCCUUACAAUGAGAUCCUUUCUUGCUGCAGCCACGGCUCUCAGCCUUGGCACUGUUGCAUCCGCCUUGAAUCAAGUCUGUGAGGGCGAGCUGUGCUACUCUCUCAGCAUUCCCGAUUCCACCGCCAGCUCCAACAAUGGCGACAUCUACUUCCAAAUCUCCGCUCCGACUUCCUACUCAUGGGCCGCGCUGGGGCAGGGAAGCGGCAUGGUGGGCGCCAACAUCUUCGUCAUGUACACUUCGUCAGACGGCAACAACGUGACCGUGUCUCCGAGAUAUGCCUCGAGCUAUUCCGAACCCCAAUACGACUCGACCGCGCAGAUCACCCUUUUGGAAGGCUCGGGAGUCAGCGGAGGCAAGAUGGUUGCGAAUGUGCGGUGUAGUAACUGUCAGAGCUGGAACGGUGGACAGGGAACAAUGGACUUUUCCGGCUCGACCGCCGACUUCAUCUACGCUGCGAAAUCCGGGUCGCCCAUCAAUUCGGACAGUCCCGAGGCCGGCAUUUCUGAGCACGACGUGAAAAGCGCGUUUUCGUGGACAAUCUCGAAUGCGAAGGGCGGCAGCGAAAACGUGAACCCCUUCGUGGUAUCUUCGGGCGGGUCUUCCUCGGGCGGUACCCCAACGACAACAGGCUCGAGCUCGGCCACGGGAGGUGCGUCGAUCCCAGCGAGUUGUACACCAAUUGCAGAUUCGGUGGGCACAUCGACGCCUUCCUCUACUCUGGCUGGCCCAUCGGGUUCAGGAUGUCCCACCACCUUCCCCACGCCAUUCCCUACGGGAAACCCGCCGGCUUGGGUUAAGGAGUGUUUCCCGGGCGCUGGUCAAGGAUCCUACCCUACGGGACCACCCAGCGUAAAGGCGAAGCGAGACGAUGGUUGUCCAGCCGGAUACGCGAGCACCAGCUCGAGUAUCAGCAACGACGGCGUCGGGCUGUCAGCGAGCCAACAACAGACUCUGAUGCUCGCGCACGGCGUGCUCGCAUGUCUAGCCUUCGUUGUCCUCUUCCCCGCCGGCGGCAUCCUCAUCCGCAUCGCCAACUUCACCGGGCUCGUCUGGAUCCACGCUGGCCUGCAGAUGGUCGGAUACCUGGUCUACAUCGUCGCCUUCGCCAUGGGCGUCUACCUCGCCACCCACCUGAACUACAUGAGCCGCGCCCACCCCAUCAUCGGCAUCGCUCUCCUCGUCGUCCUCUUCUUCCAACCCAUCCUCGGCUUCCUGCACCAUCGCAUGUUCAAACGCUCCGGCCGCCGCACCCUCUGGUCCUACGCGCAUCUCUUCCACGGCCGCUUCGCCAUCCUCCUAGGAAUGGUGAACGGCGGCCUCGGCAUCCAGCUAGCAAACACGGCGUCCUCGGCGGCGCGAAUUGCAUACGCCAUCAUCGUCGCCGUCAUCGCCGUCAUCUACAUCGCAGCUGUUGUCAAGGGCGAAAUGCAGCGGCGACGAGAUGGCCCGCCGGCCUACGAGAAGAGCCAGAGGGCGCAUCAGUUGAGGGAUCUGAGCGGUAGUGAGAGUGAACUUGCGCCUGUGCGGCCGAGCAUCUCCAAGCCGCAGCCGAUGCAGCAGCAGUAUGAGAUUCCGGCGCCGCAUCGGGACUACUAUGCGCGGGGGAAUGAUAAUCGGUUCUGAGGGUCUUGAUGUGUAUAUGAAUCAAAGGAUGGGUUUCACUGGUUGUGCUUGGACAUUGCAUUGGCGCAUCGAAUGGAUUGGGCUUUGAAUUAGAUGUGUAGACUCCGCGGGUUUGGCAUGGACAAUAUGCCCCCCAUCAUCUAGAGGGUCAAAACUGAGUAACAUGUUCAAGAGAUAUCUCGAG